CACGCAUUUAUCACAACAGAAUCUAGUCAUUUUCCUUAUGGGUUUGACCCUCGCCUAGCUUUGUUGCAUUUUUUUUUUCCACUCGUUUUUUUAUAUACACUUGUUUACUCUUGGGCGGCUUUGCAGCUUUUCUCUCUCUCUCUCUCUCUCUCUCUUUCUUUCUUUCCCUUCGCCCGUAUAUACACAGUAAUAUAACCCUCUCCUUCUUCAACUGACUACACUUUUCGAAAAGGUUAUAGUGCAAACAGCCACCCCUUAAAAAACACCCUUUCACAUUCUCUUUCAUCUCUCAUCUAAAAUACUUACAUACACAUCUAAAACACACCACAUCCCAUUGGCGCCUGCACCCAACUUAUACAUUGCAUAACGCCACAUUAUGGUCGAUAUUGAAUUUAAGUUCGAAGCAUUCAGCUUCAAUGGCAUCUGCCAAACCGUUGCUUUACCGCUAUGCCCAAUGAUGGGUGAGAAUGAGGGUGUUGAGCCCGUAUGUUAUUCUCGUAAUGUCGAUUUAGGCGGCAAUCUUGUCUUUCAACCAGCAACGCUCAUUGUGGACGUUGUCGCUAUCAUUAUGACAGCUAUCAUGAUCUACCAUAUUCGAUCAAAAUAUACCGCUGUUGGUCGCAAGGAAAUUGUCAUGUUCUUCUAUAUGUAUAUGGUCACCGUGUUCCUGGAAAUGCUCUUGAUCACCGAUGUCAUUCCAUCUUCAUCCCCCGCUUAUGCAUACUUUGCUGCUAUACACGUCGGUUUAAUGUGUGCAACAUUCUGGUGUCUAUUGAUCAACGGUUUUGUCGGUUUCCAAUUUGCAGAAGAUGGCACACCCUUGUCGUUAUGGUCGAUUCGUAUCAGCUCGUUCCUGAUCUUCAUCAUCGUCGGCGUCAUUGCAAUUUUGACCUUUUUGAACAUUGGCCCCUUCUCCUACAAUAGCCCUGGCGCGCUCUGGGCCUUUUACUUUAUUAUUAACGGCAUUGCGUUCAUCGUAUAUGUUAUCUCGCAAAUCAUUCUGGUCGUCAACACUCUGGAUGAUCGCUGGCCAUUGGGCGACAUCUUGUUCGGCACCGCGUUUUUCAUUGUCGGACAGGUCCUCAUGUUUAUCUUUUCCGUCACGAUCUGUGACCAAGUCAAGCAUUACGUCGACGGUUUGUUCUUUGGCACGAUCUGCUCACUGCUGGCAGUCAUGAUGGUAUACAAGUAUUGGGACUCGAUCACCAAGGAAGAUCUCGAAUUCUCGGUUGGAUCCAAGCAGAACGUAUGGGAAGUGAAGGAGUUGAUGGGCGAGGAUGAAUUGUCCCAACAGAGCUAUGGAAACAACAACAACAACAACAACAACAACAACAAUGCUCAGUAUCCCGUUCAGCAGCCGCACUAUCAACCACAACAACAACAGCCCCCAAUGCCCCCUCCCAUGGGCGGCCAGCAACAGUAUGGCCAACAAUACCAUCACCAGUACGAACAUUCUCCGUAUUGAUUCCCUUCAUAAUACUGUUAUAUAACUAUUUUCUUUUCUGUAUUGGACAUGCAUCUACUUCUUUUCCACCCCUCUUCUUCCCUUAUCCCAUCUUUCACACUCUCCAUCUGUUCAUCUUUCUCUCCACCUCCUUUUCUCUUUGUCAAAGUUUUUCUUUCUAAAAAGUGAAUUCAUCAAUGAUACAGCAUUCUUUGUUCAAGUGGAUUAUAUUGCGUGGGUGCUAUAUUGUGGGUAAGAGGGGGCACUAAUAAAAGAGGGGAUUGCAGCAUCACUUUAAAGUCUUGAAAUAUAUUCG
Molecule: messenger RNA, 1760 nt
Organism: Zychaea mexicana
Lineage: Eukaryota; Fungi; Mucoromycota; Mucoromycetes; Mucorales; Lichtheimiaceae
Product: chitin synthase III catalytic subunit-domain-containing protein
Exons: 4
Coding region: 377-1465 (362 amino acids)
Biological process (GO): protein folding
Cellular component (GO): endoplasmic reticulum membrane
Source: RefSeq, a predicted model, not a curated record